UGUAGGAUCAGGGCUGUUCUGCAUUGUACUCAAGUGUGCUCCUGAAGCUUUAUUGGUUGGUUUCUCACUCACAGGCCGACAGUGUGUGGAUGGAAAUGGACGACCAGGACGACAUGCCCACAGCUGAUGAACUGGAACAGUGGGUCGAGGAUGCCGACAGUGUGUGGAUGGAAAUGGACGACCAGGACGACAUGCCCACAGCUGCUGCACUGGAACAGUGGGUUGAGGAUGUGCUGUCCGGUAAAAUAGACCCAGAUAUGGAUGAUGAUGAUGAUGAUGACGAUGAUGAUGAUGAUGAUGAUGAUGAUGAUGAUGAUGAUGAUGAUGAUGAUGAUGACGAUGACGAUGAUGAUGACGUUGUUGUCUAAAUGUUCACCAUCUCAAAUUUCUAAAUUGCCAAUCCUCUCGUUUGUGUGGCCUCACAACAAGAGAAACAAUAGUGACUUUCGAUAGCACACUGUUUUUGUCGUGUAGCUGGAUAUUUUAAGGGACACUGGAAAAUCGGUAACUUCUACCGCUAAAGUGUCGGGUUAAAAUGUACCCACACGUUUAUGCCCUUUGUUCGUUUUCUACAUCAAUCCAACUGGCCUAUGAUUACAAGCUAAGUUCAGUCGAAGAACCCACAUCAACUCUAUAACUUAAUUUAGUCCAAUUCGGUUAACCAACACAUCAUUCACGACCAGAUGGAGUGAGAAGAUACAAAGUACAGUAAUAUUUUCUAAACAUAGCUGGACAUGGUCUUAAAUUAAGUAGGAGACCACU
Gadus chalcogrammus (walleye pollock) is the source of this 762-nucleotide messenger RNA. Its product is annotated as calsequestrin-2-like. Lineage: Eukaryota; Metazoa; Chordata; Actinopteri; Gadiformes; Gadidae. The record is from RefSeq and is a predicted model, not a curated record. The transcript has 2 exons. Bases 90 to 368 code for a protein of 92 amino acids.